Messenger RNA from Stegodyphus dumicola, 1546 nucleotides. RefSeq names its product prolyl-tRNA synthetase 2-like protein, mitochondrial (gene ProRS-m). Gene Ontology annotation, cellular component: cytoplasm; mitochondrion. The record is from RefSeq and is a predicted model, not a curated record. Gene Ontology annotation, molecular function: ATP binding; proline-tRNA ligase activity. Gene Ontology annotation, biological process: prolyl-tRNA aminoacylation. NCBI's taxonomy places the organism in Eukaryota, Metazoa, Arthropoda, Arachnida, Araneae, Eresidae.
GAUGUGGCUCAAAAAUGUUGCAAACUGUACUUGGUUUUUCUCAGAAACCACAACGAAUGACACAAGUAUUUCGAUACCCUGAAUCUCUUCCUAAGGAAAAGGCUGUUGCAUCUUUAAGUAAAAGUUUCAAAUUCCAGUCAGGCAAUAGUCCUCGACAAAAUGCUUUGAAUCGCCGAAUUUAUUACAAACUUUACAAAGUCCGUAAUCCGGACUCAUCGGGAUUUCGGCGAUUGCAGAUUAUGGCUUUUUCCGGAUUAUAGAUCAUCAAUUUAAAUCUGUUAAUGUUGAAUCAAGGUUUUAUCAAACCACUUAGUUCGGGCAUACUUUAUUUCAAGCCUCUGACUGUGCGAUCCUUAGAAAAACUCUCUGAUUUAGCUGAUGUGAUGAUGAGCAGACUUAAUGCUCAAAAGAUGUUAUUUCCUACUCUAAUACAAGAUUCAGUCCUGAAAAAAACUGGUCGCUGGGAAAAUGCUGGUUUAUUCAAAUUGAAUGACAGAAAUUCAUUUUCUUAUUGCCUUGGACCAACACAUGAAGAAGUUGUUACUCUUUUGCUUUCAAAUUUACAUAUAUCUUACAGAAGUCUGCCUCUGCGUUUUUACCAGAUAUCUACAAAAUUUAGAGAUGAGAUGAAUCCAAGAUUAGGUCUGUUGCGUGGACGGGAAUUUAUUAUGAAAGAUAUGUAUGCUUUUGAUUCUUCUGAAGAAAAUGCAAAAAUCACUUAUGAAGCUGUAUGCAAAGUGUACAGUGAUUUCUUCCAACUUUUAGGUGUUGAUGCUUUAAAAGUUCAAGGUGCAAGUGGUGAUAUGGGUGGAAAUUUUUCACAUGAAUUUCAUUUAGCCUCUAACGUAGGAGAAGAUGUGAUCUUUUAUUGUGCAAAAUGUAAGACUGGUAUUAAUGCAGAACUGUCUAGUGAGCCAGAAAUGAAAUGCCCUACUUGUGAUAUGCAUUUACAGAAAUGUAGCGCUAUUGAGGUAGGACAUGCAUUUUUAUUAGGGAGAAGAUAUUCUGAACCUUUACAAGCCAAAUUUGAAACUUCAAAUCAAUUAUUUGAGGAAUAUCAAAUGGGUUCUUAUGGUCUUGGACUAACAAGAAUAUUGGCAGCAUGUGUGGAAUGUUUGUCGUCUGUUGAUAAUAUCCGAUGGCCAUUGAGAAUAGCACCAUAUUAUCUAUCUCUUAUUCUUCCAAAAAAAGGUAGCAAGGAAGAAUCUGUUACUCCUUUUGCCGAAGAUUUGUCAGAUUCUUUAAAUAACAUUAAUUGGUUAUCGUCUAAUGUUCUCAUAGAUGAUCGAACAAAUUUAACAAUUGGUAAAAGAGUUCAAGAAUCUAAUUCAUUAGGAAUACCGUAUGUUAUUGUUGUUGGUCGUUCUGCACAAGAAGAAUUACCAAGAGUGGAAGUUAUUGAUAUGUACAAAAAUGAAGUAUCAUUUUUGACACAUAAAGAAACAAUGGAUUUCUUUAGAAGCAAGAAUGUGUUUCAAUCUUUUGUUUGAGAAUUAUUUGAAAUCUUCAUUAUGUAUAUAUUAUUAAAACUUAUUUCAUGUUUUUA